AUGGGUUGGUUUGCGAAGAUAUGGAAAUCGCGUGGGGACAAGCAUACUGGUGCAACGGAGUCACAUAAACAUGCCGUGGAAGACCUAAACGAACUUAAACAAGAGCUUGUCACGGAUGAGCAUCAGAUUUCCUUGGACGAACUUUGUGAACGUCUUGAAACAAAUAUUGAGACUGGUCUUACUAGUGAGCAGGCAAAGACCCGUUUAGAUCGUGAUGGUCCAAAUGCUCUAACACCGUCGAAGGUAACUCCCGAAUGGGUAAGAUUUUGCAAAAAUAUGUUUGGCGGCUUCGCGUCACUAUUGUGGAUUGGUGCUGUCCUCUGUUUUAUUGCUCACGGGAUUGUUACCGGCACACAGGAAAACCCAAGUGGAGAUAAUUUAUACAUUGGUAUCGCGUUGACCACCGUUGUCUUUCUUACUGGGUGCUUCUCCUACCACCAGGAGUCCAAGUCCUCAAGAAUUAUGGAGUCUUUCGCCAAAAUGGUUCCACAGUAUGCCGUGGUGAUUCGUGAAGGAAAAAGGAUUGACGUUCCAGCAGAGGCUCUGGUCGUUGGCGACAUAAUUGAUGUAAAGUUUGGCGACUGCGUCCCGGCUGAUAUUCGUGUGAUCAAAGCGAGUUCGUUCAAGGUUGAUAACUCAGCACUGACUGGCGAAUCAGAGCCGCAGAGCCGUACUCCCGAGUACACAAACGAGAACCCCUUGGAGACGAAGAACCUGGCAUUCUUCUCGACGAACGCCGUGGAAGGCACUUGUCGAGGUGUGGUGGUGGCGACCGGAGACCGCACGGUCAUGGGUCGUGUCGCCAACCUCGCGUCGGGUCUGGAGACGGGGGCGACUCCGAUUGCUCGUGAAAUAGCACACUUCAUUCAGAUCAUAACGGGAGUGGCAGUGUCCCUCGGUGUCUCGUUUUUCAUAAUUGCCUUCAUUCUGGGCUACUACUGGCUAGAAGCGGUCAUCUUCCUGAUUGCUAUCAUCGUGGCUAACGUGCCAGAAGGUUUACUGGCUACAGUAACUCUCUGCCUUACUCUUACUGCAAAACGCAUGUCGAGAAAGAACUGUAUGGUGAAGAACUUGGAGGCAGUGGAGACGUUGGGCUCGACGUCAACGAUCUGUUCAGACAAGACAGGCACGCUGACACAGAACCGCAUGACUGUCGCCCACCUGUGGUUCGAUAACAAGAUCUAUGAAGCUGACACUUCUGACGAUCAAUCAUGCGCAACCUACAACCGGGACUCAAGCACGUGGAUGGCUCUCUCGCGUGUGGCCAUGCUGUGCAACCACGCCGAAUUCAAACCUGGCGAGGAGUCAAACCCCGUGCUACAACGUGAGUGCAGUGGUGAUGCCUCUGAGUCGGCUCUGCUGAAGUGCGUGGAAUUGUCGAUUGGUGGUGUGACGAAGUACCGUUCUGAAAACCCAAAGGUAGCGGAGAUCCCCUUCAACUCAACCAACAAGUACCAGGUUAGUGUUCACGAGACGAACGACGGCGACGACCGAUACCUAGUUGUGAUGAAGGGUGCCCCAGAACGCAUCCUAGAUCGUUGUUCGACAAUCCUGAUUGACGGGCAGGAGUUGCACAUGGACGACGAGUGGAGAGAGAACUUCAACAACGCCUACCUGGAACUGGGUGGCAUUGGUGAACGUGUGCUUGGCUUCUGCGACCUUCGUUUGCCAGCCGACAAGUUCCCUCGCGGCUUUCAGUUUGAUGUUGAGGAACAAAACUUCCCGAUCGAAGGCAUGCGAUUCGUUGGGUUGAUGUCCAUGAUUGAUCCUCCUCGUGCUGCGGUACCUGAUGCCGUAGCAAAGUGUCGCUCCGCUGGUAUUAAGGUGGUCAUGGUGACUGGUGAUCAUCCAGUUACCGCAAAGGCCAUUGCCAAGCAGGUAGGUAUAAUCUCGGAAGGGAAUCGCACUGUUGAAGACAUCGCCGCCGAACGUGGUGUUCCCGUCAGUGAGGUGAACCCUCGGGAGGCCAGUGCUUGUGUGAUCCACGGCUCAGAUUUACGUGACAUGACUCCAGCUCAGAUUGACGAGGUGCUCAAGAACCACUCGGAGAUAGUGUUUGCGCGAACAUCACCCCAACAGAAGCUAAUUAUUGUGGAAGGUUUCCAGCGAAUGGGUGCCAUUGUAGCUGUUACCGGUGACGGAGUGAACGACUCUCCAGCUCUGAAGAAAGCCGACAUUGGCGUGGCAAUGGGUAUCACGGGAAGCGACGUGAGCAAGCAGGCUGCAGAUAUGAUCCUGUUGGAUGACAAUUUCGCGUCAAUUGUGACGGGUGUGGAGGAGGGUCGCAUAAUUUUCGAUAACUUGAAGAAGUCGAUCGCCUACACUCUGACCUCCAACAUUCCGGAGAUCACGCCAUUCCUCUUCUUCGUCUUGUUUAAAAUACCCCUUCCAUUGGGUAUCAUUGCAAUCCUUUGCAUUGAUGUGGGAACUGACAUGCUUCCCGCCAUCUCCUUGGCACACGAGGAGGCAGAAAGCGACAUAAUGAAGCGUAUGCCGCGUGAUCCUUCCCAUGACAAGCUCGUGAACGAGCGUCUAAUCUCAAUGGCCUACGGUCAGAUCGGGAUGAUUCAAGCCGCCGCCGGUUUCUUCGUAUACUUUGUUGUUAUGGCCGAGAACGGUUUCUGGCCGAGGCACCUGUUAGGUCUGCGCCAAAAGUGGGAAUCGCGUAUCGUUAACGACGUUGUUGACUCCUACGGCCAGGAAUGGACCUACACACAACGCAAACGCCUCGAGUACACCUGUCACACCGCAUUCUUUGUUGCCAUUGUUAUAGUCCAGUGGACGGACUUGUUGAUUUGCAAAACCCGCAAGAACUCUAUCUUCCAACAGGGCAUGCGGAACCACCAGCUGACCUUCAGUCUCUUCUUCGAGACCACCCUGGCUAUCGUUCUGGCGUAUUGCCCUGGUGUUAGCACUCUCCUGCGAAUGAUGCCCCUUCGAUGGACUUGGUGGCUUCCAGCCCUGCCAUUUAGCGUGAUGAUCUUCGUCUUCGACGAGGUGCGCAAGAUGCUUUUGCGGAUCCUGCCUCCGGGCAAUUGGGUCGAACGGGAGACCUACUACUAG
Molecule: messenger RNA, 3063 nt
Organism: Mesocestoides corti
Lineage: Eukaryota; Metazoa; Platyhelminthes; Cestoda; Cyclophyllidea; Mesocestoididae
Source: the annotation of a GenBank genome assembly